Messenger RNA from Spathaspora passalidarum NRRL Y-27907, 912 nucleotides. It is a transcript of the gene YMC1, whose product is annotated as organic acid transporter. Gene Ontology annotation, molecular function: L-ornithine transmembrane transporter activity. Gene Ontology annotation, biological process: mitochondrial L-ornithine transmembrane transport. Bases 1 to 912 code for a protein of 303 amino acids. The transcript has a single exon. The record is from RefSeq and is a predicted model, not a curated record. NCBI's taxonomy places the organism in Eukaryota, Fungi, Ascomycota, Pichiomycetes, Serinales, Debaryomycetaceae.
AUGACCAUUGAAUUAGAAGAACCUCCACUUACUAGCGACAACAACCAAGUUCUCAAGGACUUGUUUGGAGGAACCAUGGGUGGUAUUGCCCAAGUUCUCGUUGGGCAGCCGUUUGAUACCGUCAAGGUCAGAGUGCAAUCCGCCCCGGAGGGCAUGUACAGUGGAUCCAUGGACGUGAUUAAACAGUUGGUGAAGAAUGAAGGACCAUUUGCAUUUUAUAAAGGAACAUUGACGCCUUUGGUCGGGGUCGGUGCGUGUGUUUCUGUCCAGUUCAGUGUCAACGAAUUCAUGAAGCGAUAUUACGAUGACAAGUUACAAGGCAAACCAUUGAGCUUGUCCCAGUUUUUCGUAUGUGGGGCCGUGGCUGGGUUCGCCAACGGGUUCUUGGCUUCUCCUAUUGAACAUAUCCGUAUCAGAUUGCAAACCCAGACUGGGAGCGCCUCGGGCGCUGCCACCUUUAAUGGCCCUAUCGAUUGUGCCAAGAAGCUUUAUCAAAGCAACGGGUUCGGUCAUGGUAUAUAUAGAGGAUUGGUACCUACUUUGUUCAGAGAAUCAGUCGGGUUGGGGAUCUAUUUUGCCACUUACGAAGCUUUGAUUGGUCGUGAAUUAAAGAAUAAUAAGAAUAUGAUUAGAGCUGAGAUCCCAGCGUGGAAAUUGUGUUUAUUUGGUGGGUUGUCUGGUUACACUUUAUGGAUCGGUAUUUACCCCGUUGAUGUUAUAAAGUCCAAAUUGCAAACUGAUUCAUUGACGAAGCCAAACUAUAAAGGUUCCUUGAGUGUGGUUAGGGAUGUGUUUGCCAAAACUGGUAUCAAGGGGUUCUACAAGGGGUUCAUUCCAACCAUAUUGAGAGCUGCUCCAGCCAACGGUGCCACAUUUGCCGUGUUCGAAUUGACAAUGAGAGUAUUAGGAUAG